AUGCCAGGUUCGAUGCCAACAAAGCCCAAGUGCAAGUUGUUUGGCCAGCUUGCCCUCCACGGGAAGCUUCUGACGGCGGACAUGCUCGCCAUCAAGGGAUGGCCCCACGACCCUUUGUGCCCAGUGUCCUCCCCACCCUACCUCGAGCUAUACACCGGCACCGGCCUUCCUUCCCCAUCGUCGGCGGAGCGCGGAACCGCCGGCUACAACACACCUCCACCAGGCGCCGCUAGAGUACCCAACCUCCACACCUUGUCCUUCAGCGCCAGGGCGCACUACACGGCCUGCCCCUCACAACCCUCUCUUCUUCUCACCGGGGGCGCGACCCUCGCGCCCUUUCCCUACUCGCAUAGUCCGGCCCGCUCGCGGAUCUGCGGGAUGCCCGGCGGAUGGCCCGUGAUAGCGCCGAAGGUCAAGCUCAGUAAUGGGCGGUUACUCGCCUACGCCAUGCUUGGGUACGCAAGGAGGAUGCGAGGUACAAGGUCGUCUUCUGCCGAUAACAUGCGAACCGAGCCUAACUUAGCUGCUGCAAGAGACUGGAAAUUUCUCUUCGAUAACAAUGGUUCAGGAUUUUCCAUACAUGUAUAGCACCCCUAAGUUGUACCAGGUUUCAGGUUUGUUUUUCCUCUUAUUUUUACACGUGCAUUUCCUAGGAUACAAACCAAUUUUGAUUGAGUGAUUGGAUUACUAAGUUGUUCAAAGGGGUUACUUGUUUUUCUGCUUGAGCACACAUGGGGUAACCUAACUAAGAAUAUUUUAUU
Messenger RNA from Lolium rigidum, 761 nucleotides. RefSeq lists its product as uncharacterized. The record is from RefSeq and is a predicted model, not a curated record. NCBI's taxonomy places the organism in Eukaryota, Viridiplantae, Streptophyta, Magnoliopsida, Poales, Poaceae. The coding region runs from base 1 to 588 and encodes 195 amino acids. The transcript has 3 exons.